Messenger RNA from Trichoderma atroviride IMI 206040, 1632 nucleotides. NCBI's taxonomy places the organism in Eukaryota, Fungi, Ascomycota, Sordariomycetes, Hypocreales, Hypocreaceae. The record is from RefSeq and is a predicted model, not a curated record.
GGCUAGGCUGCCUUGACGUAUUUUGGGCACUCGAGACUUGUUGUUUGCAUCAUCCUCUGAUUCCAACACCGUCAACUUUCUAUAAGAUCUAUCAUCACAAGCAUAGAUACUAAUAUCAACUUCAACACUGCGUUUUAACUGCCCAACAUGGACGAGCCUGACGGAGCAUUACAGGCUCGAACAACGGAUGAGGAUGCUUCGCUGUUCAACAUGCUGCCAAGGUAUGAUGAUGGCUAUGAUUGGAUGUCGGAUCCUGAAGGCCGUCUGCUCCAAGUCUCGAAUGACCAUCAAUCUAUUGAUGCGCCUUAUUCACCUGAAUAUGAAAUUGAGCCCGGCUUAAGCCCAGACAGCAGUCUCCAAGGGGCCAAUUUCCCGACGCCUACGUCAAUAGGUCAGGACUUUGUCAUGCCUGCCACUCCGUCAGAGAAUGCUUUUGAACAAAGCAGCGGCAUGUCGUCUUUCAACAAUCUCAACUCCGUGGUAUAGGUGGGGAGUCAGCCAUAUGAGACUGGCCUCUAUCCCCAUACCCUUGGGUCGGCUGAGCCUUAUGCGGGAUUGUUGGAAGAUGACGAUUUCUUGAGACGUGAAGUGGCGUGUUCUUUGACGUUGAACAACUAUCAGAAAAACGAAACAGAAAAUUAUUUACAAAACUAUACAACAUACUUUAUUCAAGACAGCAUGGAUACUCAAAAUACAUUUCCAGCAACUUAUGCUGAAGAAAACAACAGAAACAACAUCGUCAAUGACACCGAAAUGAGCAAUGUCGUUGAUGGAGGGGGAGUGGGCACUGGCCUGGCUCCAUUCGAUCAUAUCAACCCGAAUUAUGUCUUUGACUUUGGGGGGAUGGUCAUUGACCCGACACUUUCCAAUGAUAUCGGCUUAGCUGAUGACUUGAAUGACGGAGAAAUGGGCAUUGGCUCAGUUUCCUUGGACAAUGAGGUAUUUGCUGGCGGUACAGAAGAUUCCGGUACAGAAGAUUCUCCUGCUACCAGUGUAACCAAACAUCGUUACUCCGAGGUGGAUAACGACGGGCGUCGCGAACCUGGCAAGAUGUGGUGCUGCGAUCGGUGGUACUCAACCAAAGGAGGUUUUCAGAAACAUUUAGACACGGGCAACCCAACAUUGCCGUGCGAGGCGAAACCUGUUCCUUGUAGCAGCAAACUGUUCUCAACCGAUCCCGAAUUAAAGAGGCAUUAUCGGACUGCACAUAAAGGUUGGGCUCGUGCAAAUGGCCUUUCCGACUUGAGCUGUUCUUGCGUGGCCUGUGGGAAAACUUUCACCAGACCUGAUAAUCGAAAUAAACAUUGGAAACGGUUUAAAAGAUGCCGCGAAAAGAUCGAACAGAUGAAGGACACCUAGCAGAACCCCCCUCCCCGGAAUAAUUGCAGUCUUUUUUUUUUUUUUUUUUCCUUUUUUUUCUUUUCUUCUAUGAGCAGGAAAGGUAGCAGACAAAUGCAGAUGUGUGUUGGAGCUUGCAACUUUCACUAAGCCGGAUGUUCAAGUAAAAAUGAAGCGGCAGAUGAAAAUGGACAAACCAAAAAAAAAAAAUUAUAAACCUAUGCAAAAAAACUAAAACUAAAAAUCAAAAUCAAAACUUGUUCUCUUAGCAAAUAAUAACUGGUCUUUCUUCUG